Messenger RNA from Clupea harengus (Atlantic herring), 4534 nucleotides. It is a transcript of the gene slc6a1a, whose product is annotated as solute carrier family 6 member 1a. The record is from RefSeq and is a predicted model, not a curated record. Gene Ontology annotation, molecular function: gamma-aminobutyric acid:sodium:chloride symporter activity. NCBI's taxonomy places the organism in Eukaryota, Metazoa, Chordata, Actinopteri, Clupeiformes, Clupeidae. Gene Ontology annotation, cellular component: cell surface; plasma membrane; axon. Gene Ontology annotation, biological process: nitrogen compound transport; neurotransmitter transport; sodium ion transmembrane transport.
GUCGACUUUCAGAUGACAUUGACGCUAUGUAGAUGGGAGUAGGGAAUUGAGCUCCCUGUAACGUUGCUGCUUGUUGAUGUUAGACAGUCGCGCAGGGCGAAGCUGGUUCUUCUCGUGUCGAUCCCGCCAGGACCUCAGCACCACUAGCGCGUGGACAGCUCCCCGCAGCGAGACUCUUGCGCGCUAUCUCUCAGGACUGUUUUGUUCCAAGUCUUUUAAUGGAAAGAAAAUAUAUUUAUGUCCCAAGUAACACUGGAAGUUUACAACUUUGGGGGGAAUGUACGGAUACCUCAUUGCACAAUUCGUGGAAGCCAACUAAACCCCACUGGCAGAGAUCAAAAAUUCCUUGUUAACGGCAACCGACGAGCUGUAACACGGUGCGGUUUUAGAUCUGUCAAAACAGUUGGUUGAAAGGUUUGUUCAGAAACCGCGAAGCUGCUGUCUACGUGGACUGGUGCUGAAAUCUCACGUCCAGCUGCCAGGACCUCUGCCAAAUCCAGAGAAAUGGCGACAAAUGGCACCAAAGCCUCGGAUGGCCAAGUUGUGACGGAAUUGAACGAAGUAUCAACUAUUGAUAAGCCAAAUACAGCGGAGGCAAAGGACGAGAAGAAGAAAUCGGAUCUCCCUGAGAGAGAAGAAUGGGUAGGGAAAUUUGAUUUCCUAUUGUCGUGCGUUGGCUAUGCCAUCGGAUUGGGAAACGUCUGGAGAUUUCCUUACCUUUGUGGAAAAAAUGGUGGAGGGGCCUUCUUGAUCCCUUAUUUUUUAACCCUGAUUUUUGCGGGAGUUCCUUUGUUUUUCUUGGAAUGCGCUCUUGGCCAAUACACGUCGAUUGGUGGGCUUGGAGUAUGGAAGCUGGCUCCAAUGUUCAAAGGUGUUGGCCUCGCAGCUGCCGUGCUUUCCUUCUGGCUAAACAUAUAUUACGUUGUAAUCAUUUCCUGGGCCAUAUACUACCUGUGGAACUCCUUGACAACCGAACUGCCAUGGCAAAAUUGCAAUAACCCAUGGAACACGGAGAGGUGCUACACAAACUACAGCAUCACUGAAACCAUCAACCUCACCAGUUCUGUGGUGGAGUUUUGGGAACGCAACAUGCAUCAGCUAACCGAUGGGUUGGAGAAACCAGGCACGAUCAGACUCCCACUGGCUAUCACACUGGCCAUCGCCUGGGUGCUCGUGUACUUCUGCAUCUGGAAAGGUGUCAGUUGGACUGGAAAGGUGGUUUACUUCUCGGCCACGUACCCGUACUUCAUGCUCUUCAUCCUGUUCUGCCGUGGCAUCACCCUGCCUGGAGCCAUGGAUGGCGUCUUGUUCUACAUCACGCCAGAUUUUCAGAAACUCAAAGAGUCUGAGGUGUGGCUAGAUGCAGCCACUCAGAUUUUCUUCUCUUAUGGUUUGGGCCUGGGUUCACUGAUAGCCCUUGGGAGUUACAACAAGUUCCAUAAUAACGUCUACAGGGACUCCAUCAUUGUGUGUUGCAUCAACUCCUUCACGAGCAUGUUUGCUGGAUUGGUCAUUUUCUCCAUCGUUGGAUUCAUGUCUCAUAUCACCAAGAGACCCAUAGCGGAUGUAGCUAAAUCAGGUCCGGGAUUGGCUUUCCUGGCUUAUCCUGAAGCUGUGACCCAGCUGCCUAUUUCUCCGCUGUGGUCCAUUUUGUUCUUCUCCAUGUUACUCAUGCUUGGGAUUGACAGUCAGUUCUGUACUGUGGAGGGCUUCAUCACGGCUCUGGUGGAUGAGUUUCCCUUGGUGCUGAGGAAACGGCGGGAGAUCUUCAUCGCCUGUGUCUGCGCCGUGUCCUACGUGAUUGGCCUGUCCAACAUCACACAGGGAGGCCUGUACGUGUUCAAGCUGUUUGAUUACUACUCGGCCAGCGGCAUGUGCCUGUUGUUCCUCGUCUUCUUCGAGUGCAUCUCCAUCUCUUGGUUCUACGGUGUGAACAACUUCUAUGAGAAUAUUCAGGAGAUGAUUGGCUACAAACCCUGCUUAUGGUGGAAGCUGUGCUGGGUGGUCUUCACACCUCUCAUCGUCGGAGGCGUGUUCCUGUUCAGUGCGUUUCAGAUGGUGCCCCUGACCAUGGGGGACUACGUGUUCCCAGCCUGGGGUCAGGGGGUGGGCUGGCUCAUGGCGCUCUCCUCCAUGCUCCUCAUCCCCGGAUACAUGGUCUACAUGUUCCUCACCCUGAAGGGCACCUACAAGGAGCGGAUCAGGAUCAUGCUGCAGCCCCCUCUGGUGAGGCGGGCCCAGGUGAACGGCCCUGAUCAGCAGCCAACUGACGUCACAGUUACCACCGCCAUCACCAACCCUGCCAGCCCGGCACCUGCUGUCAGCCCCACGGGCACUGCUGCCACCGCUGCCACCGCUGCCACCGCUGCCACCGCUGCCCCUGCUGCCACGGCUGCCAGCCCCACCACCGCUGCCACCCCCACCACCGCUGCCAGUCCAGCAGCUGCAGCCAGCCCAACCGCCACCAGUCCUGCCAACCCGAGCAAUCCGACCAGCCCCACCAACCCUACCAACCCUGCCAUCCCUGCCACCCCUGCCACCCCUGCGAGCCCUGUCAACCCUACUAUCCCUGCCACCCCCAUCAACCCCAUCAGCCCCACUAACCCCGCCAGUCCGGCCACUGCAGAGGCCAACGUCUAAAGACCUGUGAAGAAACAGACAAGUGCUGAGAGUGAUCAAAGACGAACAUUACAAAAAGGACUUCCAUGUUUAUAAUAGAAUCACCUACCUCCAGGGGCCAUACGUGAUCGAUAUAGUGAUGACUUGCGUUGAUCAUCUCUUUCUUUUUUCUGUCCGUUUGUUUUGUUUUGCAUUUGUAAAACCUGCUCUGCCAAUGCAGCGCGUUCACAUUGGCACGUGUUACAAAUGCAAAGCGACCAAUCAGUGUCCAUGAAAUCUCCAGCUCCGUAUUAACCCCUUCCAUCGUCCUCUGCCUGGAGAAAGAAGGGUAUCGUGGUAAUACUGUGAAGUGAAUUUAAAGCACAGAACUUUUGCAUAGCAAUGCAUUUGGGCCUACUUAUGAAGUCAAGCACUGUCUAAGGACUGCACAGUAGAGUAAAAGCACAGAGAAAAACAAAAAAACGAGAGAAAAUGGAAGAGAUAAGACCAAAAUAAGGGAUCAUACGUAAUAACACUCAGCCCUAAUCCAAAAUCCUGGAGUCUAUUACAGAUGGAAGCUCCUAUUCGCAUCAGUCCACUGGUGCAGUCAGUCCAAGCACAAAGAACAAAAAAAAAACUACAAAAAAAAACCCUUAAAGUACAGAAGCCCUUGGGUGACCCAUUAUCUGUUGUUAAAUAUGUUUUCAGAGACUGUUACUGUUUUAUUUUCCUUUAUGGAGAAAAAAAAAGAGCUUAUAUGCGAUCGAGAUGUUUUUAGAUUUCUUUUAUCGGCUGUUUUGUACUAUAAGUGUUGUGAUCAAGGACCAAAUCAUACACAGACACAAGCAAAAACCUACCUAUGCCAUGCGGUGUUUAGUUGUCGAAGCACAGGGUAAAUCAUAUUUCAUAAUCGUAAAUACACACUGAUACAGGGUCAGACAGAGAAACAAAUAAUGAUACCAGAGUCCAGAUCACAGCUGGUUCUGGAGUGGAUUCGACUCACAUCUGGGCCAGAUCCGUCCGCCAGGACGGCUGCAAUCUGGACUCUGACUAUCCAAAUCAAACAAAAAAUGCUGAGCAGUCAGCCCUGUUUACGUUUGUUUGCCUGUCUCCUCAGGACCAUGUGGACAUCUCCUGACAGUAGCAACUCUAUAAGGAGACAAGGCCUUACGCCACAGUCACUCGAGAAAAUAAAAAAACAAAAAAACACAAAAAAAAACCUACCCGAUGAUUUACCGAUAUUUUGCGUUUAAGUGAAACUGUGUAUAAUGUUUAGUAUGAAUCAGGCAAUUCUGUUAUUGGUCGAUUGACAGCGGUUUACAAGUCGGUUAGCUGUUCCUAGUGUACUGAGAAGCAAAAGCACAAAGCUUUAACGUGACGGACAACUCCCAUGGUGUGCUCGGACGGUGAUAGUUUGCUUUCUUCGGCAGCUAGUGCGCGCGUGAAAAGCAUUUAGUACUAUCGAAACGUGUUUACUCUGAGGAGCUGAACCACUACAUGAGAUAUGAAACGGCGACAUGUCCUGUGAAUUUUGUACAAAGUUAACUCACCACAGUUUUCUCUGAAACUUUGUUGUAAAACUGUACUGUGUGAAACACGUAACUGUGAAUGUCUGUAAUCCAUUGGAAGUUACUGUCUAAAUGUUGAAGAGUUUUAAAGGAAUUGCUGUUUUCUGCAAUAAUAUUUUGAUCUCAGAAACUAAAGCACAUAUCUUACAGAAUUAUAAGAAGUGGCAAUGAUUAUAAAAAUAUUGAUUAAUAUACAAAUAGAAACUAUGUCUAGUAAGAAAUAAUAUUGUUUUGUAUAUUUUUAACUGUUUCACUGCCUACAACAUACUAUAUACAGGAUAUGUAUUAAUGGUGUGAUAUGAUAAAGCACGAUUGUCAUGUUGUACAAAAAUACAAAAAUAUGAAAAAUAAAGAUUCUACAAAACAAA